This is a messenger RNA of Papilio xuthus (Asian swallowtail), 1665 nucleotides long. RefSeq names its product Decaprenyl diphosphate synthase subunit 2 (gene Pdss2). The transcript has 7 exons. NCBI's taxonomy places the organism in Eukaryota, Metazoa, Arthropoda, Insecta, Lepidoptera, Papilionidae. Gene Ontology annotation, biological process: isoprenoid biosynthetic process; ubiquinone biosynthetic process. The record is from RefSeq and is a predicted model, not a curated record. The coding region runs from base 248 to 1537 and encodes 429 amino acids. Gene Ontology annotation, molecular function: prenyltransferase activity. Gene Ontology annotation, cellular component: mitochondrion; transferase complex.
UAGCGCGUACGAGUGGGACGUAGAGUAAAAGUAAAAAUUCUCGUAAAAAUUGUGCGAAAUAUUUUUUUAAGAUAAUUCACAACAUAGUGUUCGCAAGAUAUCUACGAAUAAAUCGUUAGUUGCUUAAAUUACAAAUUUGUUUUGAAGAAAAAAAAAUUACGAGAAGUUUACACAAAUAACUUUCGCUUAUAAAAUUUUAAUUACCACUGGAUUUAAUUGUGAAAAUUACAAAUCUAAGGAAUACAAAAUGAGUUUUAGCUGCUUGAGAAAUGUGACGAGGUGUGGUAUGGUGAAAGUGUCCCCAUCGGGCGCGCUGGUUUCGAAACUCUGGGGACCUUGUGUCGCAAGGGAGGUUCAGACGAGUGCGCCAAAGGCCGCGGUGGCUCACGGCACCAAGCCGGACUGGAACCGCGCCGUCAGCGAAGCGGAGAAGAUUGUCGGAUACCCUACUUCCUUCCUCAGCCUACGAUGGGUGCUCAGCGACGAAAUAGCGAACGUUGCUCUCCAUCUUAGGAAAUUAGUUGGCAGUAACCAUCCACUACUGAAAACUGCAAAGAACUUGAUCUACAAUGGCAAGAACAACAUGCAGGCGUGGGGGUUGAUCGUGCUGUUGGUGUCAAAAGCGGCUGGCCACAGCCCCGAGAUACCCGACAUGGAACAAGACAAGGCCGCCGGUGUAUUGCACAGUCAACGCGCUCUAGCAGAGGUGACGGAGAUGAUCCGAACUUCGCACUUGGUGCACAAGGGCCUGGUGAAUAUGAACGCGCCCCAGGUCGGUCCCGGCGGUCCCGGCGGCCCCGGAGACCCAGACGACAUGAUGUUCGGUAACAAGAUCGCGCUGCUCGGCGGCGAUUACUUACUCGCUAACUCCUGCUCAGAACUCGCCAAUCUUAGGAACCAAGAGUUGGUGGAGCUGAUGUCCUCUGCGGUGCGGGACCUGGCGGAGGCGGAGUUCUUAGGGGAGCGGGAUGAGCAGAACAAUCCACUGCCAUCGCGACCACUACCAAAAGACCACAUGGAGGCACCAUUAGAGUGGGAGUGCGUGCUGCAGCCGCUGCCGAUGGGCGGUGUGGCAGGCAGCGCGCGACGCGAGUGGGCGGCGCGGCACGUAUUGGCGGCCGGGGCGCUGCUCGGCAAGAGCUGCUCAGCCACGCUCAAGCUCGCCGGACAUGCGCCCGCGCUGCAGACACAGGGUUAUCUAUUCGGCUGCCACCUAGCGCUGGCAUGGCAGGCAUUCCUGGAUCUAGAGGCGUUCUCUGGGCCGGAGCCGCGCAGCUUCUCGCUGGUAGGGGCUCCGCUAGCUUUCACACUGCAGGCGCGACCUGAACUAUACGAGCUGAUCGAGCAGGGACGCCGCAGCGUGCACGAUGUUGACUACCACAAGUUGUACGAGGCGGUGGUGGCGGGCGACGGCAUUGAGCAGACGAAGCAGCUGCAGCGCGAGCACAUCCGCGCCGCCAGCCACGUCCUCGACAGCUUCCCCAACUGCGACGCGCGCACCGCGCUCGCCAACAUCAUUGUCGCCAUGCAUCCCUGAACACACGACCACAAACACUAACCUCUAUAUGAACCACUCUUAAUCAACACUUUUAAUCGUUUAAUUGUUACUGGUAUUUUAGCACAUUUAAUACCAUAUAAAACCUUUUUGAUGUGGUGCUAAUUAAA